AUGCUGGCUCUUGAGGAACGCCAUGAUGUGCUGACUUCAGUGGAGCGGAAGCUCUCUACAAAAUCUAGAGCUGCAGUGGUCGGCUGGCUUGGUCGACUCAUGCCGUCAAUCUCAUCUUAUUUACGCUCCAUAAAGAUUUCUGAUGCUCGUAGGACUCAGGGAGACUCAACAUGUGCGACACAGAACAAACGCAGGGGCGUGCAGCUGGAGCCAGCGGCGCACAGAGGAGCAGGAAAAGCCGAGGCCAAUUUGGCCGGCCAAGACAAUUCCGAUGCAGAGGGUCUCGACAGCCACGACCAUGUUACUGAUGUUGAGCCUGACGCCCUGCCGACGCCCUUGUCGUCAUGCUCCAUAACAAGCACCCGUGACCGGGCAGCAGCAGCUGGAGUCUCGGCGCUGCCUACUUCUCCGCCUCGCGAGGUAGCUGCGCAACAUUGCAUGGAAGACAGUUUCCUGCUGUCUGCAGUAAGCGGUGAGCAUAUUCCAGGAGAUGAACAGAGCCGAAGCGCGAGGCUGGUUGACCAACGAGGCCCUCAGGAGCACCGCCUCUUUGCCCUAGCAACUUCCCUCUGCAUGUUAAAAGGCUUUAGCAAGCUGUACCAACGUUUCGAGUAA
This is a messenger RNA of Eimeria tenella, 615 nucleotides long. RefSeq lists its product as uncharacterized. The coding region runs from base 1 to 615 and encodes 204 amino acids. The record is from RefSeq and is a predicted model, not a curated record. The transcript has a single exon. Lineage: Eukaryota; Apicomplexa; Conoidasida; Eucoccidiorida; Eimeriidae.